Messenger RNA from Python bivittatus (Burmese python), 4397 nucleotides. Its product is annotated as low affinity immunoglobulin gamma Fc region receptor III-A-like. Gene Ontology annotation, molecular function: laminin receptor activity. The record is from RefSeq and is a predicted model, not a curated record. Gene Ontology annotation, biological process: B cell receptor signaling pathway; B cell differentiation. Lineage: Eukaryota; Metazoa; Chordata; Lepidosauria; Squamata; Pythonidae. Gene Ontology annotation, cellular component: external side of plasma membrane; plasma membrane; B cell receptor complex.
UCAGGGUUUGCUCUACUUCUCCAAGGCUGAGAGUGGACGGUUCCAACCCGCGGAGAAGCGGCCCUCGUCCACCCAGCUUUGCCCACAAGGGGACUGGAUGGUGGAGCUGAAGGCCGCAGCAGGCAGAAAAUCUCAACCGCGUCAGAGAACAUGAGCCUCCAGCUGGUCAGAAUUGUUCUGCUCUUGCCUCUCCUCUCCAUAGCUUCCACCGAGAAUGAUCAGAAGAGAAGUCCUCCACCCUUUUCUGUGAUUCAGACACCUCCUUUUGUGAAUGUGAUGGAAGGAUCAGAUGUGACGUUGAGUUGCAGGGUGGAAGGCAACGUUGCUUCCAGGUCGUGGCAUAUAAUAUGGAUGAAGAUGGGACAGAAAGAACGGAUUAAAAAUUCAACCCAAAUUUCUGUAAUUGUGAAUGAAAUGAACAAAUCUAGUAUCUUAAUUCUGAAGGCAGCGAAAGUUGCCGAUUCUGGAACCUAUGAGUGUCAAACUGGUGACGCAGACAAUGAUCAAAAUGCGAAGAUAGAAGUGACAAUUUCAGAAAGGCCCAACGUGGUGGUGAGUCAGACCCCGGAACAUGUCAACGAAACCGAAGGGGCAAAUGUCACCAUUAGGUGCCAUUUUGGGACAGUUGCCAACCUCAGCCAGACGGAAGUGAAAUGGCAUAAAGACAGCCAGGAACUCAGCAGCCCAAAUGGCUCAAGGCAGUUAAACCCGGAAGAGACUCUUAGGCUGACGAAUGCAAAAGUGGAGGAUUCGGGAAACUACGUGUGUACAGUCAGGAUCGGAAACCGGAUAGGGUCGGGAAAUGCAACGCGCGUUCACAUCCGUGUUGCAAAUCUAUUGGUGAUACAGUUACCAUCUUUCAUCCAGUCAACAGAAGGGGAAAACCUCACUAUAGACUGUAGAGUCCAGGGGAAGGAAGCCAAACACCUCCCCGAUGUCACAUGGUAUAAGACUGCCUCUGAUGGAGAGAAGAGUUUGAUGACAAAUGCAACUACCUUUCUGAAAGGCCGGGCUUCUCUGUUUUUGAGGAACAUCAAAAAGGAGGACUCUGGAAACUAUACCUGUGAAGUUGAUAAAUAUGGUCAGGGGAAUGGCACAAGGGUGACAGUCCUUGCAGGACGUGAGAAGCCAUCACAGAAAGCCAACGUCAAUGCUGAUGGCAGGCAACCAGGCCAGCCCCCUGAAAGUAUCGGGAGUGGAGUCGGAAUCCCCGUGGGUAUUGGAGUAGCGGUGGGGACCCUCGUCUUCUUGCUGCUGCUGGGUGUUGUGGUGUGGAGAUCCAAGAGGAAAGGCAAAGAAACUUCAGGAACCCCCUCAGAGGUCAAUCCUGCUUUAAGCAGAGAAGCCAGAAAGCACACUUCUUUGACCAACCAAGUGAGUGAUAUGACGUACGCUGACCUCAGAUUCCACAAAAGGGAAGUUCAGCCAGAUGCUGAAGUUGUGUAUGCAGAAGUGAAAGUGGGUGCAAAACGGCCUGGGCACAAAGACAGAGCGACUCAGCUUGCAGGCCUUCACUGAGAGAAGAGGCAGAAGGGGUUAUUGAGAGACAAGCUGUCUUCAGAAGUUCCUGAGAUAUGCCCUACCAUGAAACUGAUUGGUUCCUCUUAAAAGGCCAUUGCCUUGACAAGUCUCCACCUGUUGUCUACGAAAGGAAGAAUUGUAGUCAGCCUCCCCUUUCCUGCUUCUGUAGGGAUGAACAACUCUGUCUUCUAAACUGAAGCCCUGAUGACUCACCUGCUUGUCUUCCAAAGGACAGCCUUCUCUCGAAAGGGCUGCCAUAGGAUCAUAUUCUGUGUAGAAGUGUCUUCUCUUGAGGACCUGGAAGGCAGACUGAGUGGGCCACCGGGACACAAUCUUCUCCACUAGGGUGAUAUGUUUUGCCUCUGACAUUGACAGUUGAAAACUCUUGCAAGCCUUUGAACUUGAACAGGGCUUCCAGAUGUGGGCUGCAAAAACCCAGAAGAACACAAGAUGGCAGAAAAGACAUCCAGGAAACUUUCUUUGUCUCCAUCUAACAGUCAUCUGAAUUUCUGCAGCCAACAUCUAACAGCCCUAAUCAUAGCAAUGUGGCAAAUGAACAUUUCCCAGAUCCGAUCCAUUUCUACUAGAAAUCCUCUCAAGGGAUGUGGCCCUCAGAAGUAAUCUGUAUGCAGAUCACAUGCUGGGCAUGGUUUAAGUGAGCAGGAGGUGGGCUAGAGCAAAAGUGGGCAGGGAACCCAACCUUUCUUUUUUUGACACACAUCCUAUCUCUUUUUCUUUUGGACAUCCUCUUCUCUUUCUCCUCACCUCUGCAUUAGAACUGAGUGUGGGAGAGGUUGAAAAGAGAGCUGUAUUUUCCUUUUUUUGCAUUAAAAACAGCUUUGGAGUUGGGGCAGCAAGGGGACAAUUGGGAGAUAUGCAACUGGAUUGUUCACAGGUUGCUCUUCCCACCACUGGGUGUCCCCCAGAUACUGUUCUGAUCAUUUAAAUCCCAGCCCCAAUUCUGCACCGCUAAAGUGGAAAAACUAAAGAUAGAAGAUUGAUUUUUUUUUCUACUGUCAGGUAGCAUGGCAAGAAUGUGGUUUGCCAGGUCAAGGAAACUAUGCAUGAAGAGCUAAUUUAUAGUAGGUUCCAUGAGGCUGCUUACAUUGUACCAGUUGGCUGGAGCAGAUAUGCCCUGCAUUUGGGGCCAUCUGUGCCAGUGGCUGCUUUUAACUAACAUUUGCUCAAUGUCAACUCACCCCUCUGCAGUACGGGGAUAAUGGUAGGGAGGAAACUUACAAGGAAAAGUGAGAGAGAUAAAGACUACAAAGCACUUUGAAACAUCCUUAAAAAAAUCAAUAUUAUUCUUGUAUAAACAUGAACCAGUUACCAGAAAAUAACCUGGGUUAAUAAGGCAAUAUUAAUAAAGUGUGCAUGUGUGUGUGUGUUGGGUAAGCCAUUAAUCUGCAAGUUUAGCUAGAACUACAUCCUGAACAUACAUUAGCUAGAAAUACAUCCCGAACUUCUCCAUUUGAAUUGGAAGCCUGCAAAAGCUUAUCAGAAAGCUGACUCUUGUUAAAGUCAACCCUUUAGACUGGCGACGAUCAGGGCAUAACAUUUUCACUUAUGCUCUGUUUUCAGGAAAUGGCACUGGACCUUAAGAGGUGAUAGGCAAGGUCCCAUAAAUUGAGCUGUUUUUCUUUGCAGAACCCCCCCCCCCCAUCUGCCCCUAGAUUAGCUACAAGGCUUUGCCUCCUGCGAAUUCUAUGACAUCACAGAAGUUUACCAAGUUAUCUGUGGACUUAUAGUUAGGUAGUUUACGAGCAACCACGCUUCCCUAGUCAUUCUGGCAGUUUCCUGCAAUUCUUCACCUUUCCUCUGCUUCCUCCUGGUUGAGCUUCCCAAACCCCAGAUUUUUUGUACUCCUAGCAGGCUUUUGCUAUGCUCUGGCGUUCAUGAGUUUGUCCAUCCCUCCUUGUCUUCAGUGACAUCACAGCAGUUCACCCAGUAGCAAGAGGAAGACUCUCAGAAGCCAACCAGCAAAUUCUCUCUCUUUCUCUUAAACUUUAAAGGAAGAGAAGGGGAAUACUUUGAAUUUAAAUUUGAUACUCAAUUUAUCAGUCUGCGAAGGAACCGCUAGGCUAAGCUGGCUCGAUUUAUCACUCUAAAAACACAUGAAAGCAUUUAAAAUGGCACCCACACAAGAAAUUUUCAAAGCUUUAAUGAUGGGAUUUGAGAAGAGAAGAGUUAAGAUAUCUUGUAGGCCAAAACAGGAGGAGGAGGAGGAGGUCGUCUGAGAGUUGAGAGUCUUAGUAUGUUUCACACAUGUAUCUAGCUUCAAAACUCAGAGGUUUUUAAAGUCUCACUCCAUCUAGAGAUUCAAGAAAUUGAAGUUUCUUCUCCUUGAUGCUUCCCUACCAGGAAGCUCCCAAAGGUUAUGGAGAGGAGAAAAGCGAAUAAUAGCCUAAGAGAAACAAAAUACUCUUCAAGGAUAUUUGGAAUUGUUUCCUUAAAUUCAUAUGGCUUUUGAGGAGCACUUCCCAGAAAUGACUCAAAGAAAGAAAUUAAAUAUAAAAUUUGAGGUGUUCAGCAAGACGAGGGUCCUUGGAAAGUUUCUCUUCCAACGCCAUGUAUCUCAGUGGUGCUUUCUCUUUAUGCCUGGGGAAGAAAGAAAAGCAAUUACUGUUCCAGUGCCACUAACUGUGUGUUACCCCUGAUGUUGGCUGUUUUUUUUUCAUGAUUCAAGCCAUAUCUAAAGUUGUCAGGCCCAGCCCAAUAAUGAUGAAACAGUCCAGUCGAGUACAGUUCCUUUAUUUGCUUACGCCUUAUAGACAGAAUCAAGCCAGACUCAGUCCAUACUAUUGCAACUAGUGGAUAUACCCUGGGAGAGUCUAGGGAAGGGCUGUCCUGAACCUCUUACUUCUCCCACGCUCCCC